GCCCAGCGGCGCCCCCCCCGGUCCCGCCCGCCAUGCCCGGCCCGGCCCCGGGCAGCAGGGCCCGGGUCUACGCCGAGGUGAACAGCCUGAGGAGCCGCGACUACUGGGACUACGAGGCUCACGUCCCGAGCUGGGGGAAUCAAGAUGAUUACCAACUGGUUCGGAAACUUGGUCGGGGGAAGUAUAGUGAAGUGUUUGAGGCCAUUAACAUCACCAACAAUGAGAGAGUGGUGGUAAAAAUUUUCAAGCCAGUGAAGAAAAAGAAGAUAAAACGAGAGGUUAAGAUUCUGGAGAACCUUCGUGGUGGAACAAAUAUCAUUAAGCUGAUUGACACUGUGAAGGACCCUGUGUCAAAGACACCAGCUUUGGUAUUUGAAUAUAUCAAUAAUACAGAUUUUAAGCAACUUUACCAGAUCCUGACAGACUUUGAUAUCCGGUUUUAUAUGUAUGAACUACUUAAAGCUCUGGAUUACUGCCACAGCAAGGGAAUCAUGCACAGGGACGUGAAACCUCACAAUGUCAUGAUAGAUCACCAACAGAAAAAGCUGCGACUGAUAGACUGGGGUCUGGCAGAGUUCUACCAUCCUGCUCAGGAGUACAAUGUCCGCGUGGCCUCCAGGUACUUCAAGGGACCAGAGCUCCUUGUGGACUACCAGAUGUAUGAUUAUAGCUUGGACAUGUGGAGUUUGGGCUGUAUAUUUGCGAGCAUGAUCUUUCGAAAGGAACCCUUCUUCCACGGACAGGACAACUAUGACCAGCUUGUUCGCAUUGCCAAGGUCCUGGGGACAGAUGAGCUGUAUGGGUAUCUGAAGAAGUAUCACAUAGACCUAGACCCGCACUUCAACGAUAUCCUGGGACAACAUUCACGGAAACGCUGGGAAAACUUUAUACAUAGCGAGAACAGACACCUCGUCAGCCCCGAGGCCCUAGAUCUUCUGGACAAACUUCUGCGAUACGACCAUCAGCAGAGACUGACUGCCAAAGAGGCCAUGGAGCACCCGUACUUCUACCCCGUGGUGAAGGAGCAGUCCCAGCCCUGUGCGGACAACGCUGUACUUUCCAGUGGUCUCACGGCGGCCUGAUGAAGACUGGAAAGCGACGGGUAAUGCGGCAUUGAUGCUUGCCAAUAAAACCAACCAACACAACACAAACCUUGAAGGAAAA
Myotis myotis is the source of this 1164-nucleotide messenger RNA. Its product is annotated as casein kinase II subunit alpha'-like. The coding region runs from base 33 to 1082 and encodes 349 amino acids. Gene Ontology annotation, biological process: regulation of chromosome separation; protein phosphorylation. Lineage: Eukaryota; Metazoa; Chordata; Mammalia; Chiroptera; Vespertilionidae. Gene Ontology annotation, molecular function: protein serine/threonine kinase activity; ATP binding. The record is from RefSeq and is a predicted model, not a curated record. Gene Ontology annotation, cellular component: protein kinase CK2 complex; nucleus; cytosol. The transcript has a single exon.